Cladocopium goreaui is the source of this 954-nucleotide messenger RNA. The record is from the annotation of a GenBank genome assembly. NCBI's taxonomy places the organism in Eukaryota, Dinophyceae, Suessiales, Symbiodiniaceae.
AUGACUUCCAAAGAACAGCGAAAGCAAUGGGAAGCGGAGCAGAAACUGCUGGCAUCUCUGGCAGUGCUGGAAGAUGAUCUGGAUUGGUCGUGUGAAACGCCAGACUUUCCAGGGCUCCAACGCGUUUGUGGCGUGGAUGUGUCCUUCUUUUCCGAUCGCACCUAUGCCAUUGCCACGGUGGUGAUCUUGAGUUUCCCCAAGCUGGAUGUCCUGUGGGAACGCAGCGCGGCCUUCCGCCUCAGUGUGCCCUAUGUGCCCGGUUUCUUAGCCUUCCGGGAGGUGCCUGCCCUUUCGCAGCUGAUGAGUUCAGUGCCCAAAAGGCUGAAGCCUCAGGUGGUGCUUGUGGAUGGGAAUGGCGCCUUGCAUCCACGUGGCUGCGGCGCGGCCACACAUUUGGGCAUCACCGUGGACUUGCCAGCCAUCGGAGUGGCUAAGGAUGUCUUGCAGGUGGGCGAUGUGAAUUCCUCCAGCGCCGCGCGCAUCGCAGCCACCCUGCAGCCGGGCGCCUGGUUGCCGCUGUGUCCGGUGGCGGGGCUCUUCAAGCCGAAGGGCGGUGGAAAGCCGCUGGUGGUCAGCCCAGGCCAUCGAAUCAGCCUCUCCACGGCCAUGCGCCUAAUCGUGGCCAUUUGCAGCAGCGCCUCGCCCGAGCCCAUUCGCCAGGCGGAUCUGCGAAGCCGCCGGGCGGUCAAAGCCUGGCACGCAGGGCACCAGGUGGAGUAUUUGUCGAAUCCCCGGCUGCGACAUCUGGAGCGCAUGCAGGAGCUCACUGACGGAGCUUCAGCUGAGCAGUGCCCGAAGCGGGGCCGUUGGCAAGUGAAGGCAGCUCCGAAGCUGGAAGCGCCCCCAGUGGAGGAAUCCUUAGAGGAUCAAGAGGAAGGGAGCUGGCCGGGUUUCCUCUUUGGCCCACUCUUUGGCUGGAUGUGUGCCUGCAUGAGCCGCGGAUCAAAGGCUUGA